UGUUCUGCGAAGAAAAUGUGCUCAGAAAAUAACUACAAAUUGAUCGUUUUGGGUCCAGGAAAAACUGGCAAAACCAGCAUCAUUCGAAGAUUCCUCAACAACACGUUUGACGAACGCUACAAAGAAACCGUUGAAGAUAUCUACACGAAGGAAUUCGUCAUUGCCGGCCACAUGCUACUGCUGGAUAUUUACGACACGAAUUACUAUUACCCGGAUAUGCGGCGCAUACUGUUCAAAUGUGCGAGCGCCUUCGUGUUCGUUUUCGCGUUGGAUGACGUUAACUCGUUUCAAGAGGUAACGCAGUGCAUUGAUGAAGCUAAGGAACACCGUCCAAACAUGGAUCAACUGCCGAUGGUUUUGGCCGGUAAUAAGUGCGAUAUAAAUCCAACAAAGGUAUGUGAGUUGUGGUUCGAGGUGAUCCAGCAUUGGCUGAGCAACAGCGAGAUCGGAAACAGCCUCCAUUUCGUAGAAACCUCAGCCAAAGCCAACAAGAACGUGCGUGAAGUGUUCAAGACUCUGCUGCAGGUGAGCGGCUUCCCAGAGAAAUAUUGCCAGUGUUUUGCGGAGGAAAAUAGCAGCAGUCCGAAGAGGCAGAUGUCAUGCCGUAUUCGCGCCAAGUCUCUCAAAAAUGGCGAUAAGAAACUGCUCAACAAGGAGCCGAGUAAGCUGACAAGACAUGCCAGUCUCAUGCUUCAGAAGUCCACCAAACAGGUACACUUCGUACCCGAUGACUCAGACUGCAACGUUUCGUGA
Messenger RNA from Soboliphyme baturini, 753 nucleotides. NCBI's taxonomy places the organism in Eukaryota, Metazoa, Nematoda, Enoplea, Dioctophymatida, Soboliphymatidae. The record is from the annotation of a GenBank genome assembly.